This is a messenger RNA of Pygocentrus nattereri (red-bellied piranha), 948 nucleotides long. Its product is annotated as complement C1r subcomponent-like. Gene Ontology annotation, molecular function: serine-type endopeptidase activity. The transcript is spliced from 7 exons. Gene Ontology annotation, biological process: proteolysis. Bases 72 to 836 code for a protein of 254 amino acids. NCBI's taxonomy places the organism in Eukaryota, Metazoa, Chordata, Actinopteri, Characiformes, Serrasalmidae. The record is from RefSeq and is a predicted model, not a curated record.
CACUAAGUACACACAGAAAACAUUUCCGACUGAAUAGAUAUGCCUUUGUAUUCUGUCAUGGUGUGCUAUGGAUGAGUGUGUGUGAGUGCAGGGCUGCAAUGUAUGGUCAUGUUCAGUCCCCACUGUUUCCUGAGCCCUACUUAGCUGAUCUCUAUAUACGGUGGUACCUGAAAGUUCCUCAUGGAUACCAGAUCCAACUGACCUUCAACUACCUGGACAUUGAGCCUUCUGUCAACUGCACUAAAGACUCCCUCACAGUUUUGCAUGGUAGUGAAAUUUUGGGGAAGUUCUGUGGCCAGAAGUCCACAGAUAAACAUCACCCUGGCAACAAGCCCAUCAUGUCUCCAGACAACUGUCUCUGGCUGUUUUUUGAGACAGACAGCUCAAACCAAGGAUCUCAGAUGCACCUUGGCUUCUUUGUCUUCUAUCAGGCAGUUGUGAUGGACUGUGGGAUUGCUGAGAUUGCAGAUCCAGAUCUGAUAGCCCUAACAGAGGAGAGUCCACUUAUAACAUACAAUCAAAAUAUCAGCUUCAAGUGUCUAUCAAAGCACUACAAGCUGGAUGGAGAUGCUAACUUCUCUUUUGAUGCUAGUGGUAACUGGAUAUCUGAAAGAGGACAGAAUUAUUCCCAGAAUGCACCACACUGUGUCCCAGUGUGUGGUCGUCCUACUGUUGACCUCUCCAAGCGUGACAGGGUGUUGGGAGGGAAGACAGCUCCAGCAGGCUCAUUCCCCUGGCAGGUCUUCCUCUUGUCAGGAGGUCGAGGUGGAACGAGCAUCAUUGGGGACCGGUGGCUCAUGACUGCAGCCCACAAUCUGGAGCAAGAAAUUCGCUAAUGAACAUGUGAAGGUGUAUGUUGGAGACAACCAUAUCAGUGGACUUGUGAAGUCCCCAUCACUUGCUAAUGCAUCGUUACAUGUUCACCCAGGAUACAAGAACAACAACCUG